GCGAAGGACAACGACGGCGCACCUCUGCUCGAUCAUGGAUGCCGAGCGCAUUGCUUCGUCCCGCAACGCAUCAAACAACGGCCAAAGAAGGAGCACUCCGUCGAUCGCACUCCGAGAUCUCUGAAGUCCCCAACAAUUAAGUUGUAACCCCAAAGAAGGAGCUGCUCAAAAUGCCACAAGAGACUUCUGGAUUGAUGGAGUAAUCAAAAACUUGUCAUACUGAUACCCCAUGACCUCCGAUACGGUAUCUUAUUAUUCUCCGGCAUGCAAUUAAGCAGACUAAACAAUCAUAAGCAAACCACUCCAUGACACAAGAGGAUCACUGGGCAUGGAUUGACUGUGACAGCAAGAGCGAGCAAGAUCGCUACAUCAAUGACUUACUGCCGGACCGCGAGGUGUUCAAGGGGCACAAGAGCGCCCUCGGGCAAAUUGUCCAUGUCAUCCACACACAUUUAUCGAAUACUAAUAAUAAUUUGUGUCAACAAGCAGCAAUCAUCAAAGUGCAGUACAUCAAGACGUGUGGUUCGGUAGGCAAACACACAGAUUCUAGCAAGUCUUCUGAUUUGGAUCUGGUGGUUCAUAUCCAAGACUUGGAUCCACAACAAGAUCUCUCCAAACGAACCUCUGAAAUUCUGGGUGAAAUCCAAAUGGCUCUGGACAAGGAGUAUCCAGGCACUCGUGACACAAGCUGGCACCGAACAUUUGGGCUGCAAUAUGUCAUUGAGGGGAUGGAGAUUGAUAUCUUUAUUGGAUGUACCAAUAUCAAACCAAAGGAUUUUCUACAGGUGGAAAGCAGACGACAAAGAUCAUACAUGGCGGCGUCUGUAUUCCGAUAUGCAACAUACUUUAUGAAGAAACAGGGGGUAGUUUUCAAGGAUUUGGUGCGGAUUGUGAAAGACUGGCGAGAUUCGUAUUACCCCAGCUGGCCGCCUCAAUGCAAGCCAGAAUCCUACCUGAUUGAAGUUUUGUUGUUGCACACUUGUCGACAAGCUCUUCCCAGAAUCUUUAAUGAAAAGAGGAACAGUGUGUGCUGGAGCAUACCGUCCACCCCCAACCUAAUUUCGUUCCUGUUACUACACUUUUUCCAAAUGGUUGGACAAGUGGAACUCUACCAAAAGGGCCAGAAAUACACCAAAGACAACAUGUCACUCUCGAUUGUCUUUGACACAUACUACCAACAAGCGGAUAUUCCCUGGAAUGAACCAGAUCCGCUCUUUCGAAGACCAAAUAAGACUGACAAGAAACAGAAAAAUAGUGCCAAACCGGCAGCAAAGAAGCACAUCAACUCUCGGCAUGCAACCGCCCUCGUGUUGGAUCCUGUCAACCCCACCAACAAUCUUUGGCUUUCCCUGGCAGAUGCUAGCAUAUUCAUCAACCGAGCCAAGAGCACUGCCAAGAUUUUGAGAAACCACAACAACAACAACAGCAAGAACAGCAAGGAUUGCGUGGCCGUGAACAACCACAACAGGAACAGCAAGGAUUGGGUUGCCGUGAGCAACCACAACAAGAACAGCCAUGAUUGCGUGGCCGUGAAAAACCACAACAAGAACAGCAAUGAUUGUGUGGCCGUGAGCAACCACAACAAGACCAGCAAGGAUUGCGUGGCCGUGAAGAUCUACAAGUUACGGGACGCCAUAGAAGUACAAGUCUCUAGCUAGUAGUGCCAGCAAGAUAAAUGAAUCUACUCUACACUUUUUG
Seminavis robusta is the source of this 1698-nucleotide messenger RNA. Lineage: Eukaryota; Bacillariophyta; Bacillariophyceae; Naviculales; Naviculaceae. The record is from the annotation of a GenBank genome assembly.